AUGGCAAUCGCAUACUUCCAUGAAAUGCAAUCUAAAGUAAUACAUAAGGACAUCAAACUAGAAAACAUUUUGAUCAACAAAGAGUGUUUCAUACAAAUCUGUGAUUUGGGAUUAAGCAAAAUUAGUGAUGCACCGUCUGUGCUAGAUACCACCGUUGGCAACAAUUUCUACGGAACACCACUAUAUAUGGCUCCUGAAAUUUCAAUAUUUUACGAACCAGUAACAACCCAUUCAGAUGUGUGGGCGUUAGGAUGUUGUAUUGUCGAAAUAUUCAUAGAAACAUGGACAUGGACGUUAUCAAAACCUGGUUUAGAGAAUUUGAAAAAUGAAAUUUUGAAACGAAAAAAACCUGAUUUAUCAAAGGUUCCAUCAGCGCUCCGAGGAAUUUUUAGUGCUUAUUUUGAUCAUGAACCAAAAAGAAGACCUGAAGCUAGUACCUUAUUGAAUACUCUCAAACAUUUCUACAAGAAUGAUAGAUAA
Messenger RNA from Chelonus insularis, 480 nucleotides. Its product is annotated as serine/threonine-protein kinase Nek2-like. The record is from RefSeq and is a predicted model, not a curated record. NCBI's taxonomy places the organism in Eukaryota, Metazoa, Arthropoda, Insecta, Hymenoptera, Braconidae. Gene Ontology annotation, molecular function: protein serine/threonine kinase activity; ATP binding. The coding region runs from base 1 to 480 and encodes 159 amino acids. The transcript has a single exon. Gene Ontology annotation, cellular component: cytoplasm. Gene Ontology annotation, biological process: protein phosphorylation.